Oncorhynchus mykiss (rainbow trout) is the source of this 2028-nucleotide messenger RNA. Its product is annotated as N-acylethanolamine-hydrolyzing acid amidase. Gene Ontology annotation, molecular function: fatty acid amide hydrolase activity. The record is from RefSeq and is a predicted model, not a curated record. Gene Ontology annotation, cellular component: lysosome. Lineage: Eukaryota; Metazoa; Chordata; Actinopteri; Salmoniformes; Salmonidae. Gene Ontology annotation, biological process: fatty acid metabolic process.
UCCCCAACUGGUUGUGCAGUAUAGCACCGUUCCCGUUGAAUUUAACGUAAAAACGUACUAUAUGCAGACCAGACUUGGAAACCGCAUAUCUGCUGCAGUUGUCAGAUGAUAUACUCUCACCUUGAAGCGGCAAUCUGCAGUUUAAACAACAACAAAGGUUAACCCGCCACAGAUUUGGCAAACGGCUGAGGCUGGAGAAUUGUAACCACGGAAUUCAAAGACAGAGCUAUUGAUUAAAGAACUGACCAUCCAUGAGAUCAUUAAACGUUUUAACCAUGUUUUGAAACUAUACAGAGUUUGUUUACAAAGGAGUAAAACAAGUGUAUAUUUUGGAUUCUGAUGGGGUUACAGUUUAACUAAGUCCAUGAACAAUGUGUAAGAUAUACUCUACAAUAAUCAAUUGCUAUAUAUCAUUCAUUUAAAUGUCCGAAAAUGUUACAAUCGCAGAUUGCCCCUUAACCAUGCUCACAGGCGCUACCCCAAAGAGUUAACCAUGCUCACAGGCGCUACCCCAAAAGAGAAACAGGAAGUUAUGGAGAAGUUGCAACGAUGUUGCCUGUAAAGUUGCGCCCAUUUGAAUUGGAACGCACAAGUUCCUAGGCUAGUGCCAUAUCAGCGAAAAGGGCACAAUGUUGUCAACAUUGCUCCUGCUUGGUCUGGUCGUUUCAUGUGAGUCAGACUUCGCUCCAGCUGUGGUCAACGUCAGCUUGGAUGAUCCCCCAGAAGUGCGAUGGGCGCCUCUAUUUAAAGUUUUUGAUGUCGACUACCUGGUGAAAGCAGGUGCUGAAGUGAUUGAUGCCACUGUUCCAAAAUGGGUGCAUCAUGCGGUAACUCCGAUUGUGGAGGCCUUGGAGAAGUAUGUACCUCCUCCAUACGCAGGGGAGAUCAGAGGAAUGGCCUCAUAUUUUCGAGGGAGCCUUUCCGAUGUCAUCCUUCUCAACUUUGCCUAUGAAAUAUCAGCGUUUUGCACUAGUAUUGUAGCUCAGGACACAAGUGGACGUUUGUAUCAUGGCAGGAACCUUGACUACCCACAUGAUAUACUCCGGAAUCUCACCAUCAAUGUUCUCUUUCUCAAAAAUGGAACGGUGGCUUAUCGUGGUACGUCUUUUGCUGGCUAUGUCGGGCUGUGGACCGGACAGAGUCCAAAUAAAUUCACAGUCUCUGGUGACCAGCGUGGUGAAGACCACUGGUGGAAUUGGUGGAAGAACUGGGUCUCUGCUUUCCUGCUGAAAAGAUCUCCAGUCAGCUGGCUGGUGAGAGAGACGUUGGAGGAAGCAGCAGACUUUCAGGAUGCUGUGAUGCGGCUGUCCAAAAUCCCAAUCAUCACAAGUGUGUACUACAUCAUUGCCGGAGUAAAGCCUGGGGAAGGAGUGGUGGUUACCAGGGACAGGAAGGGCCCAGCUGAUAUCUGGCCUCUGGAACCCUUAAAUGGAGGGUGGUUCAGAGUAGAGACCAACUUCGAUCACUGGCUGCCGCCUCCUGCAAAGGAUCAUCGCAGAGAUGCAGCCAACAAAGCAUUAAAUGCAACUGGUCAAGAUAAUAUCAAUAUGGAUACAAUGUAUAAGGUCCUGUCAAUGAACCCAGUAUGUAACAGGAUUACUGUUUUCACAACAACAAUGAGUGCAGCCAGCCCUGAGAAAUACAACACAGAGGUCAGACCAGAGGGCUGCCAUAGCAAUGAAUAAUGCUGAGUCGUGGACCAAAACCAUGAUUAUGUUGUUGUCCAGAAAGGGCAGAGCAGAGAUUUUCUGCAUUAAAAGUGCCUUUUUUAAAUGUUUUAUUCCAUGAGUUGUUUGUCAUGUAUUUUUUUAGGUGAUAAAAUGUAUAUAUUUUUUACCCAAAAUGUUAUUUGGAAAUAUGAAUUAUGAUUAUGUCCACACACAUUGAGUCUAGUGUUUUAGAGGGGUGAACAUGAUUAUAUUUAAAUAAAGCUCAUUUAAUUUUGAUUUAAUUUUUAAUUCAUGCAACAGAAAAUGCCUUAUGUGAAUUUAUACAGAUCAUCCACUGUCAAAAUGAGUAAUAAAACUA